Sphaeroforma arctica JP610 is the source of this 1506-nucleotide messenger RNA. RefSeq lists its product as hypothetical. The coding region runs from base 1 to 1107 and encodes 368 amino acids. Lineage: Eukaryota; Ichthyosporea; Ichthyophonida. The transcript has 8 exons. The record is from RefSeq and is a predicted model, not a curated record.
AUGGUCACUACAUUAAUCCUGGGAUUCCUGAUUUUCACGAACUUGUCAGUUCUCCUCACCUGUCCACUCGUGACUUCUCUGUGUGCGCUCAGAGUAUACGCAGCGACGAGUAAAGUGGUGCUCUACGGCAUCCUGCCGUUGGCAGGCGUGCUAUAUAUAGCCAACGAAUGGGAAGGUCCACAUUCCGAGCUACUCGAGGAGUUGAAGUUGACUGUAUCGUUUGUGGUGUGGUGGGUCGGUCUGGGCGUGCUCUCGUCCGUGGGUUUAGGCACGGGCAUGCAUUCGGGUAUCCUGUUCCUCUUUCCACAUAUCUUCAAGGUGGUUACUGCGGUGCAAGAGUGUGGCGUACACGAUCUGAGUGUGCGCGAGGACACAUGGUUCAACCCUGACCCCUUUGUGUGUGGGGCUGACGCCAAGAAUGAGGCGUACGUCCACUUCUACCAGCUGUUCUUCUUGGUCUUUCCCGCCUCUGUACUGUGGGGUGCUGGAACUGCCAUGGGCGAAAUACCGCCAUACGCCAUAAGCCGCGCGGCCCGAAUUGCAGGAGAAGUAGACGAAGACUAUGAGGACAUCAAGAACUUGGCCGAGGGUUCAAGUACGAAUCCCAUACAGCAGAUGCAGAGUUGGAUGAUAGGCUUCCUGCAGAGGAACGGAUUCUGGGGUGUGCUAUUGAUGUCUGCAUGGCCUAAUAUGGCAUUCGAUCUGUGCGGUAUCUGUUGUGGUCACUUUCUGAUGCCCUUCUGGACGUUUUUUGGCGCCACAUUCAUCGGAAAGGCUAUUAUCAAAGUCAACGGACAGGCAGUGGUCUUUAUCACGCUCUUCUCCGACAAGUACACACAAAGGAUAGUCUCGUUCAUAGACCGUAUUAGUCCUGGAGACAUGCACCUGGGUGACAAGCUAGGUCGGCUGCUUGCGGCACAGAGAGCGAGGUUCCACGAUGGUGGGGGUGGGCAAGACGGCCAGCAGAAUAUAGUGGCGUACAUCGGCUCAUGGGUGAUGACGAUAUUGAUAUCAGGGUUUGUACUUUCGUGUGUGGAGCAAUUCGCACAGAAGAACAUCCACAGGCAGCAGAAGACGGCGAUGGAGGAUGUCCACAAGACCCGAUAGCCUGGCUGUUUGCUUGCCUGCUUGAUGUUCAGAUGUCAAACUGAUAUGCCAGAAUACGGAGCUUUAGUUAGGACUUCCUGAUGGGGUGUACAAUAAAAUGCGCCUCACAAACAAACAUUCCGAAUAGGAAUAGAUUUUCACCAUCAACCGGCCGGACACAGUGAUCAGACUCACCCCGAAUACCUCACCCAGCUUACUACGCACCGGAGCCAGAUUCGGUUGCUAGGAAACGAAACUUCAGUUAUUAGGAUAGAUCUUCUAAUGUAAUGUAUAGUACUAUGUCCAUCGCAACAACCACGACAUCCUCUGCUUUUAACUGUUUAGUGAGAGAUUAGCCGGGAUUAGGAACGUUAGUUAUAAUUUGCCGACUGGGUGUGUAAUAAAAUGGGCAGCGCAUCA